AUGGCGCUGGCGGCGGCGGCGGUGGCGGCCGGGGCUCGGCUGGGCCGGCGGCUGGGCGGCCCCGGGUGCUGGCGCGGGCACUGGACGGCGGCCGGGCGCUCGCGGAGCCGGCGCGAGGCGGCCGAGGCCGAGGCGGACGCGCCGGUGGCGCAGUACGUGGGCGAGCGGGCGGCGCGCGGCCAUCGCGUCUUCGUGUGGGGCUUCAGCUUCUCGGGGGCGCUGGGCGUGCCCGGCUUCGUGGUGCCCAGCUCCUCGCCCCGGCCCCGCGCCGGCUCCCGGCCGCGCCGCCGCAUCCAGAACGUGCCCUACCGCCUGGAGCUGGACCAGAAGAUCUCGUCUGCUGCUUGCGGCUAUGGCUUCACCUUACUGUCCUCCAGAACCAAGGAUGUCACCAAAGUCUGGGGAAUGGGGCUCAACAAGGACUCGCAGCUGGGCUUCCACAGGAGCCGCAAAGAUAAGAACAGGGGCUACGAAUAUGUGUUGGAACCCUCACCCGUCCCGCUGCCUCUGGACAGACCUCAGGAGACCCGGGUGCUGCAGGUGGCCUGUGGCAGGGCGCACUCCCUGGUGCUGACGGACAGCGAAGGAGUCUUCAGCAUGGGGAACAAUUCCUACGGGCAGUGCGGAAGGAAGGUGGUGGAAGGUGAAGUUUACAGUGAAAGUCACAAAGUCCACAGGCUGCAGGACUUCGAUGGACAGGUGGUCCAGGUCGCCUGUGGUCAGGAUCACAGUCUCUUUGUCACGGAUCGAGGAGAAGUCUAUUCGUGCGGAUGGGGCGCUGACGGGCAAACAGGUCUGGGCCACUACAACAUCACCAGCUCCCCCACCAGGCUGGGAGGAGACCUCGCUGGCGUGCGCGUCAUCCAGGUGGCCACCUACGGCGACUGCUGCCUGGCUGUGUCUGCCGACGGGGGUCUCUUCGGUUGGGGCAACUCUGAGUACCGGCAGCUGGCAUCCGUCACUGACUCCACACAGGUCAACGUGCCCCGGUGCCUGCCCUUCGCAGGGGUGGGGACAGUGAAGCAGGCUGCCUGUGGCGGCACAGGCUGUGCCGUGGUGAACGGAGAAGGCCAUGUGUUUGUCUGGGGCUAUGGAAUUCUUGGGAAAGGCCCAAACCUGCUGGAAACGGCGCUUCCAGAAAUGAUUCCCCCGACCCUCUUUGGCCUGACGGAGUUCAGCCCCGAUGUCCGUGUUUCCCACAUCCGCUGUGGCCUCAGCCACUUUGCUGCCCUCACCAACCGCGGAGAGCUGUUCGUGUGGGGCAAGAACGUGCGAGGGUGCCUGGGGAUUGGCCGCCUGGAGGACCAGUAUUUCCCAUGGAGGGUGACGAUGCCCGGGCAGCCCGUGGACGUGGCCUGUGGAGUGGAUCACACAGUGACCCUGGCCAAGUCAUUCAUCUGAGUCUCCCCCCGCUGGCGGCUCUGCAGAGGCAGGGGCCAGGCUAGCUGCCAAGGGGGCAGGCCCGCUGGUGUAGACGCCCGGUACUGGCUGGCUCCCAAGCCCUCAGUGGGUCCCUGUGGGGGUCCUGGAGUGAGUGUAACCUCCAACGGGCAGGCCUCCAAGGGGACAGGGACCGGGAGGCGAUUCCACACUUCAUGGCUGUUUGUGGGUAAGCCAUGCUGGCCUCUGGCGUCACAUGCUGCCGGAGACCCUGGGUUUGGGAAGGAUGUAGUCUCCUGGGUCACUGUGUCCGACUGUAAGGCGUGGGCCGACUCAGGCUCUGGCUCCUUGCAGCGCAUCCCGCGCCCUGGGCCAGCUGUGCCGUGUGUCUGGGACAGGCAGGUUGCAGUUUAGUGGUGGCAGCCAGGCUGGCCACAGCCUGGGGCUGUCCCUCACCAGUCACCACAGGCUGGCUGCUGGGACUCGCACCCGGCUGGGGAUCCUGCCCACGGCUGCCCCGGUAGGCUUGACCUGGGGCCAGAUUUUGGCCCAGGAGGGGGAAGGAUCCAGAAAUCACACACACGUACACAUAAAAACCCCAAAACCCAAAAAGCCCAACCAUCUGAUUUAGGACCCCAGCUUGUCUUUGUCUUUGAAAAUAACUUAUAAAAAAAUGUCUUUUGGAAUAAAAAUCUAU
Messenger RNA from Ochotona curzoniae (black-lipped pika), 2077 nucleotides. It is a transcript of the gene RCC1L, whose product is annotated as RCC1 like. Bases 1 to 1401 code for a protein of 466 amino acids. The record is from RefSeq and is a predicted model, not a curated record. Lineage: Eukaryota; Metazoa; Chordata; Mammalia; Lagomorpha; Ochotonidae. The transcript is spliced from 11 exons.